Messenger RNA from Hypoxylon fragiforme, 5442 nucleotides. Its product is annotated as SAC3/GANP/Nin1/mts3/eIF-3 p25 family-domain-containing protein. Bases 463 to 4860 code for a protein of 1465 amino acids. The transcript has 2 exons. NCBI's taxonomy places the organism in Eukaryota, Fungi, Ascomycota, Sordariomycetes, Xylariales, Hypoxylaceae. The record is from RefSeq and is a predicted model, not a curated record. Gene Ontology annotation, cellular component: transcription export complex 2; cytoplasm; nucleus. Gene Ontology annotation, biological process: mRNA export from nucleus.
GUUAAACCAUUUACAGCUAAGAUUAGGCGGUCAUGCCAGGCAAGAAACAGUAGCUUCCGCUUGCGACCUUUCAACGUUCACGCUCCCGUUGAUGAUCGCAACCUUGUCAAAUCCGUCAAUUCCUGCACCUUCACAACUUAAUCAGCAAAUUUCUCCGACAUCUCUUACGUCGCGCUCCGUCCUAUAGGUCGGACCACGACUCUCUGAACCAUUCUUUUUUUUUCUCUGCAAGGUCUUAUUCACUAGUUCUUUCACACUCUUUGUACUCUUCACUUUUUAUUCCUUUUCCCUUAUCAAGCCAAUAUCCCUUUGUAUUUGUAGACAUCGAGUACGACCUUUCUUUAGCCAUUUUCGCUUGCCUCUCAUCCCGAUUCCACCUCAUUUCACACCUACCCAAGUUAUCACAGUUGCCUCAUACCAUCAAUGAUAGAGCCAACACGCGAGGUGCCGCAAUAAAGCGCAAUGCUCAAUACUGAGAGACAGAGUGGUUGGGGAGUUGGCCAGGUGCCGAAUCCGCCUAUCAACCCAUUCGCCCAACCGGCUUCCUCUCAACCUGUGAAUCCAUUCGCAAAGGCUCCGAGUAACCCGUUCCAACCAAAGCAACCUAAUGGAGUAACUACUCCAGCGGUAAACCCUUUCCUGGCAAAACCUAACCCCCCAAAUCCUUUCUUGACUUCGACCUCUACCAGCCAGAGUAAACCGGCGCCCACUGCAUUUGGCCAACCCUCGGGUCCGACACCGAAAUCUAAUCCAUUCGCCAAGCCUAGCAAUGCACAAGAUUUCAAGCCCAUACCUGCUACGACUAGUAACUCUUCGACCACGAAAGCCCCCCGCAAGCAACAAUCACCAUUUUCUAACGGGGGCGAGCCAUCAACUAAGCCAAGCGUCAAUGGGGAAAGAAAGGUUGCCAACUACGUUCAGCCAGCAUGGAAGCCAUCGCAGAAAGAUGCGGGUUCGGCAGCAGGCAGAACCAAAGCUGCCAUAGGCCAGAGCAAUGGGAAGCGGAAGAGUGAGAAUGAUUAUCAGCGACAAAGCAAGUUCUCCCGGAAAUCACCAGAUUCAGAAGCUGCGCCUACUCCAUUUGGCGCUCCUCAACAAAACAAGGUCGACACCUUUUCUAAAAACAAGUUAGGAAAGCCUAGGAACGGAGGCGAUCGAAAUGAUUUUGCCAAACAGAUACUAGCUCAACUUGCAAAGGAUAACAUCAAACCUCCCCGAUGGCCAGAAAAUCCAGGAAGCCAUGCAUCACGCCAGGCAAUAGAACGCUAUCGGGAGACUUAUAAAGUGUACCGAGAGAGGGCAAGAAAAUCGCUCACGAGAGCUGGUCUGAUCGACGACCCCGACAAAAAAAGAAGACUCGAUGAGGCGCUUGUGUUCAAGGGAAUUUGCCAGGAGAUGUGUCCUGAGUGGGAGAAGAUCACUCGGAUAGUAGAGCACGAUAUUAGAGGACCGGAGAAGGGUAAAGAUGAGCGAGGGGAGCUCGUUGCGAUGCCCGAGCUCAUGGUCAAGCGUCUUGCUCGCUCGGCUGCAGGACAAGAUGCGCCUCUUCCGAUGGACGUUAGAUCCGUUGCUACGCUUCGCUGGACGUUGGAUUACCUGAUCGACGAGCUCAUUCCAUCAGACGAUGAAUUGCCUCAGAGGCACAGCUACCUCUGGGAUCGAACUCGAGCCAUUCGAAUCGACUUCUCCUUUCAGAAAUAUGCUAUGACUCCUGACGAAACGAAAGACCAGGUCUAUUGUCUCGAGACCAUCGCCCGUUUCCAUGUGACUUCGUUACACCUUCUUUCCCAAGACGGCUUCACCCCUUCAGAUUUUUCAGAGCAGCAGGAGGUUGAACAACUAGGAAAGACACUAAUAUCCUUGAUGGAGGUCUACGAUGACUGUAUGCAUCAGGGAAUUAGUUGUGAAAAUGAGGCCGAGUUCCGAGGGUAUUUUAUAAUAUUCAAUGCCCAUAACCCGGCUCUCAUGGAAAUGAUCGAGGGUUGGGAGUCUCGAUUUGGAAGCAGUAUACAAUCCGCUAUAGGCAUUGUCGAAUGUAUCGAGAAUACACGGCAAAUACUGGGCCCAUUAUAUCCGGAAACUGCGUCUCAAAUGGCCAUCGACGCUAUUUCGAUAUUCUUCGACGUUAUUGCAUGUCCGGAGGUCUCUUAUACCAUGGCCUGUUUUGCCGAAAUUCAUUUCAACAGCGUGCGCAAAGGGAUCCUGAAGGUUAUCAAGAAGGCUUACUCAAGGCCACGAUUUGGCCCGAAGGACCUCACCCCUAAGGUUCUGAAGAAGUUUUUGCGCACAGAUACCGAAGAAGAGGCUGCUGAGUUUUUUCGGAAGCAUGGCCUCAAGUUUGAUGAACAAGACGGAUACCUUGUUCUUCUCCCCGGCGUGGAGUUCACUGAGGCACGAAUACCCCACAGCUUUUCGGGAGAUAUUGUAGAGCGUAAGCGUUCUGGGCGCUCACUCCCAACUAUCAUUCACGAGACCGUCUUCGAGUUGGGUUCACGAGAUCUACCGAACCAGGAUUCACCAACUCACAGCCCAGAAGAGAGCUUGUUUGUGAGCGAUUCGCAGAAUGAACCAUUCGCAAGCAUCAAUAAUAGUGAACAACAACAACAUGACAAUAGGAUAGAGAGCAAUGAACCUACCCCAGCUUUCAGUCGACCCGAUCCUGCAAGCUCCGGUUCAUCUAUGUUUGGAAAUCAUGUCGCCACCAAGCCGACGCCUUCUACCUCUUUUGGGCAACCUUCGACAUCGGCCAUUGCACAGCUAGGUAAAGGAGACAGCGUCGGUUCGUCCAAUCCUUUUCUUUCUAGUGCAACGUCCACUUCCUCAGGGCUGUUCACCUCGACCUCUCAGCUCAACAAGACCACAGCAAUCCCACCCUCCGGCUCCGUCGCAUCUAACAUGAUGCCUGCUUUUCUCGAGGGUGCUGUCUCGAAAUCUCACGCAACAGAUGAUCGCGGGAGUGAUCAAGAGCAUGCGGAAAGUUCUAAGGCGCAGUCAGCACUAUCAACUCAAACAAUCAAAUUUGGAGAUGACGUUUCAAAACAGUCCAUAAAUGCAUCCCAAAACAAUGUUUCGACAGGCCUCUUCAAUUUAUUCAAUGAUAAUAGCAAAAAUAAAGAAGCAGUACCGCCAGAUACACAAAGCUCCAGCCCGUUCUCCGGCCUUCUACCGACAAAUGUAGAACUAUCAAACAAAGAUGGGCCCCAACUCUCCGGGCCCUUGGGCCCAUCUACAACAUUAGGCCCUCAGCCGCUUCCUAUGCCAGCUACGUCCGCCUCUAGUCAAUUCCCUACCCAAUCGACUAGCGCUCUAUCCUCGGAUACAUCCGUACAAGGCGAUCCAGCUCUCAACCCAAACCAUACCCCGACGCUAUUUCAGCAACAAGUUCCAGGGUCAUCCGAACCCAACAUCCAGGGAAGUUCUCACAGCUUCUUGAACAAGGCACCGACAAAUACCAAUUCUACGUUGUCGUCACAGCAAUCCGGAUCUACGAGCACAUCGGUCCCUACAAAAACUACCAAGAAUGACCCAAUGGACAAUUUCAGUCGUUGGUUUGUCUGUGCAGAUAGGGGCCUGAUGGAAUCACAGCUGGAACAAUUUGCAGUUGAACACAUACUCAAGAAUAUUUGGGAUGGUUUUCAGGCUUCAGAGGCGGAACGUAUCCGAAAAGAAGAAGACGAGGCGUCCUGGGCUGCGGCACGCAAAUUCAGAGAGUACAGCCUGAAAGUCAAGUAUUAUUAUCGUUGGCAUGAGGGCUUUCGUAAACGAGCAAGACUCAGACGUAUGAAGCUCGAAAAUGAAAAGGCUAGACAGUGGAGGUUGCCCGAGAAUGUGGCAAAACGUGAGCGCGAGGAGAGGGAAGCGCAGGAGAAAGUCCUGCAGGAGGCGAAGGAAUCAAUACUCGGGAGAAGUCGCCAGAAUGUUGACAAAACUGCGAAACUAAGAUCAUCGACCAGAUCAAGCUCUAUGUCGAAGGUACAACAAGUUCAGGAUUCGCUAGCCAGAUCGCAUCUUAACACGCUCAGCCCUGAAUCAAGCACACACAGCAUCGAAGAAGCAUUACUUGCUACAGGUGUCUUCAGCGGCAUGCGAGACGAAAGAGCCGCCGCGCGUUACGCUGCUAGAGGGUAUGGUGACGAAGUCGAUUCGGACAGGGUGCAAGAGAAGAAGAUGAAGCUACGAUCUGAAAACCACCGUCGUGUGAAGCGCGGGCUUCCUCCGCUAAAAUCACUUCCAGAACCGAAGGUUCACAAGGAAGGGUCCAAAACAGCAAUGGUCAGAGCGCUUUGCAGCGGUGCCGGUAGAGAUACCAUGUCUAUGUCAACAGGAAGUCUGCGCAACUCGACAUUCAGCUCGAGUUAUCGUUCGAGUCUCGGUUAUAACAGUAGCCGAGUCUCGAAACCUCGACCGACCGUUACAGACCCCUACUGGCGCCUCAAAGCUAACGGACUGGUACGAAUGCCGAACGGUGAAUACUUACACGAGUCGAUCGCAAUCCCUAUGUUAAAAGAAGGAAAAAGAAUUCCGGGCUUUGGAGACUAUGGCUUGCCGCCUGUCAAACCUUCAAAUCCGAAUCUUAGCCAGUCACCUCCACCAGCGUUGCCACUAAGUGACUUCUCAUCGCCACACAUUCGGAAUGAUGACGUGCCAUUAAGCCCAACAGGAAGCUCUCCUCUAGAUGCAGAAAGUCAGAAACGGAAGCGCAACGCAGAAGACGAGGAUUUUGCCUCAAUUGGGCGUGGCUCACCUGCAAUCAGGAAGCGGGCUAAGAGCGGAGAUGACGAUCAGAACUUCCUUGAUGAUAUUGCGAGCCUUCUAAACAGGGUGGAUUCUAUCAGAAAUUCGACAUCGAAGGAAAAUUGAUGAGCAUUUGUUGUGUAGCUCAGGUAUCACUAAGGGGCAAUGAAAAGAGGUAUUCAGAUGGAUGGAAAGGGUUUGGGAAGUGUAUGUACGACUCCUAUCGUUUACACUGCGUUGGUAUACGAUGUGAAUCCUGGCCAGUUUGACUGAUGACCUGCCAGUAGAAGGAAGGAAGGAAAGGGGGAAUACCAGGACUACGGAGGAUGGACUCGACAAUGCGGAGGAAAUGAAUGCGAACUGGACCGAUCGGAUCGGUCCCUGAUUUGUCUUAAGUACCUACACAUGCAUGGAUUGGCGUUACCAAAGGAUAAAGCAUUUCAAGAGGAAGCAAAUGCAAUGAGCUUUUUUUUUACCCAAUUUACCUACCUACCGAUUUACCAAAGUUUUAUCUACACCAUCACAAGCGUACUUCUUUUGCCCUAAAUGAUUUCAGGGGUCAACACCAGCAGCAAAACUUUUGUCAUUCUUCUAAUUGGUAUGAUGGUUGGUUGGUUUGCUGGCUAUAAUUCGAGAUACCCGAAGGUACAUACAACAACAACAACAAUAACAACAUUGCAUAAAAACGAGGGCUCGAUGUUUUUGGGG